UUCUACCAUAACCUUUUACCCGUAGGAAGGUUACAUCAAGAAUUUUUUUUUUGAUUUUUGAAACUUUGCGCUUACUCUUGGUUUGAAACCAAGAGUAUUGUCUGAUUAUCAUCAAAAUCAGCCAGAAUGGUUGUAACUAAAGAUAUUAAUUUGCCAACUGAAGAGGAAUUAACAGUUCCUGAAGUGAAUGUUUCAUCAGCUAUACUCAGAGCAGCCUCUUUUCAUUUAGGAAAACAUUGUGAAACCGUAAAUAAUGAGUUCAUGCUCUGUAAGGCUGAAUAUCCUACUGAUCCCAGAAAAUGUAUAAAUGAAGGAAAGGAAGUUACAAGGUGCUCAUUAGAUUUCUUUAGAAAAAUGAAAGCUAAUUGUCGCAAAGAAUUUGAAACAUAUGCCAACUGUGUUGAUAAAUCAAGUACUAACUUUAAAUUUGCUCCAUGCCGAAAGACACAAGGAGUUUAUGAUCAGUGUAUGCUGGAUAAGUUGAAUAUUGAGCGUCCUUACUGGGGCUACUUUUCAGAAUUAAAAGUUCAUGACUCACCUCGCCCCAGACCUCCUCCUCCAAAACCUGAAGUCUAUCCAGGUGCUUCCGAGAAACUUCCCGAUGACUUUCCUCAAUAUAAAGCAAAAUAUGAUGGUCGUUAUAUAUUCGACUAAUUGGAAGAAUGUAAAAACUUGGGUUGAGUAUCAUAGUGUAUUCAAGACAUUGAUUUAGCCAAUUAUGAGUGCUAGUAGUGUUUUAUUUAUUAUCAUUGUCUUAUGAAAAAUAAAUAAAAUGUUAUUGUUUAGUUUGUAUUUUUCAUCUGUUAUUCGAAUGGUUUUACUAUUAAAUAUUUUGUUUUAUUUC
This is a messenger RNA of Nezara viridula (southern green stink bug), 844 nucleotides long. Lineage: Eukaryota; Metazoa; Arthropoda; Insecta; Hemiptera; Pentatomidae. The record is from the annotation of a GenBank genome assembly.